AUGCGUCCAAUCCAGAUCGCGUCUUUCGUAGCCUUCGUGCUACCGUUGUUCGCCUUCGGUAGUCCAGUUCUCGAAACAAGAGAGGUCCCAAUACCACCAUCAGUCCCUCAAGACAUUGUUGCUGUGCUGAAAAAGCUAGGCUAUAAGGAUACCGAUGUAAUUACUGUGCGCUUGGCGAAUAAGGGGGAAAUUCGAUAUAUUGUUUACGCAGCUCUGAAAAGGGAUUGCGUUCCAUGUAGCAGGUUGGGCGACUCUUGGGUGAAUUGCCAUCCCGGUGCAUACGCGAAUGACUAUAGGCAUUCUUGUAAUGCGAUUGAUCUAUGCAGGAGCUGA
This is a messenger RNA of Pseudocercospora fijiensis CIRAD86, 333 nucleotides long. RefSeq lists its product as uncharacterized. NCBI's taxonomy places the organism in Eukaryota, Fungi, Ascomycota, Dothideomycetes, Mycosphaerellales, Mycosphaerellaceae. Bases 1 to 333 code for a protein of 110 amino acids. The record is from RefSeq and is a predicted model, not a curated record. The transcript has 2 exons.